GGAUUAAAUGUCAUAAAAGUCUCUAUUGGUGUUGCUAUUAAUAACAAUAGCAAUAGCUACAGAGAGUCCUGCUCUUUAGUAAUUAAGACAUAAAUUAGAAUCGAAUGAAUAUAAUUCAUAAUUAGUUGAUAUGUUAGAAUUAAGUGUUGCAGGUGGAUAAUUAGAUCGUGUUUUUGAGUUGUUAUAAAAAAUGAUUGAUGAUUUAACUGGAUAAAUUAAUUCUGCAAAUUUAGAACAUGCUUCAAGAAUGGCUGCAUUUUAAUAAAGCAUAGAAUAAUUAGAAGCAAAUUUAGCUUCAUUAUAAAAUGAAGUUUAAACCAACAAUAGAAAAAUAGGAGAAAUUACAUAAUCAAUUUCAACACUUACAUCUACUAAUGUUUCCAUUAAGAAACAAUUAGAAACAAUAAAUUAAAGAGAAGAAUAAAUUCGUGAUAAUAGAGCUAAGGAAAUAUAAGCAGUAGAAACUAAAUAGACUGCUGCUUAAAAGAUUUUAGGAGCAUUAGAAGAAAUUCAUGAUAGAUUAGUUAAAGCUGUUCUUUCAAAUUAAGGUUCAUUUCUUGAAGAAAGAGAAAAAUAAGAAAUAAUUAAAUAAGUAAAAUAAGAAUUAGGACAUAAACAUCCUCUUGUUUUAUUAUUAGAUUUAUCUGCAAAGUAUAUUUAUCUGGAUAAUUAAGAUUUGAUGAAAUAACAGCUAGAAAAGCUAUUGAAUUAAUUGAAUAAAUAAUUGCAUCUAUUAAGGAUGGUUAAUAAUUAAGAGAACAAAAUCAAACAGCAGCAGAACAAAAUUUUAAUUCAUUAAUUAAUGAAGUGUCAAUUUUAAGAGAAAAAUUAGGAUAAGAUAAUUAAAAGACAAGUAGUACUUUAAAAAAUAAAUAAAAUGAUUUGGUAUGCAUAAAUGACUUAUUGACAUAUAGAAAAUUGCAUAGAGAAGAAAUAAAUAAUUGUCAUUGAAUUAAGAGAAUACUUAAUAAUUAUUAGAAACCACAAGAGUUCAAAAAGAUUUAUAUGAUUCAAAUUUUAGAUCCAAUACUAGUAAGAGAGAAGGAUAAUUGAAUUCGUUAAAGACUGCUUUUUAAAUUUUGAGAGACAACGAAUAAGCAUUGAAAAAAUGAUUAGAUUUAUUCACAACAAAAAAAC
This is a messenger RNA of Paramecium primaurelia, 1137 nucleotides long. Lineage: Eukaryota; Ciliophora; Oligohymenophorea; Peniculida; Parameciidae. The record is from the annotation of a GenBank genome assembly.